AUGAGCAGACUGCACCCAGAUGUGCGGCAGCUGAGCUCCUUGAAGCUCUGGCUGUCUCAAUGGAAUUUCUUCACAUCGCGGUGCAACAAUAGACAACAAUCCCUUUUCACCCUAAACCAUCAAAUUCAUCCCCUUGAUGUGGAUAUACACGGACGCAAUCAAGCGCAAUUUCCGCCCGAUUUUGAUUCCUUUUAUUUUCCAUCACUAAACUACAAAGUCUACCUCUCCUUUGAGAAACUCAACUGCCGAAAUUACAUAACGGGAAAGGUCUACAUCAAUGCUAUGCAAUACGAUAUGAUUCCCAUUGUGUUGGGCGCCUUCAAGGACGACUACGGAAGCACACUGCCUCCUCACUCUUUCAUCAUUGCGGAUGACCACAAGUCGAUUCGUGAAUUGAUCGACUGCUUGCUCUAUUUGGACAAAGAUGGCGCCGCCUAUGCAGCCUACUUUGCCUGGAAGGAGCAUGGUACAUUUGCCCUCUUCAUUUUUAGCCUGCCAAAUCUCCUCUCUCGACAGGAGACAGUCACAACUUUGGACCAGGCUGAUGGCAACGACAAUAACCCCAACGAACAGGAAUUUUGA
This is a messenger RNA of Echinococcus granulosus, 582 nucleotides long. Its product is annotated as Glycoprotein 3-alpha-L-fucosyltransferase A. The record is from RefSeq and is a predicted model, not a curated record. Gene Ontology annotation, molecular function: alpha-(1->3)-fucosyltransferase activity. Bases 1 to 582 code for a protein of 193 amino acids. Gene Ontology annotation, cellular component: membrane. The transcript is spliced from 4 exons. NCBI's taxonomy places the organism in Eukaryota, Metazoa, Platyhelminthes, Cestoda, Cyclophyllidea, Taeniidae.